AUGCAGCACCUCGACCCACUUCCGGACCUGUUCUCGCUCGCGGCCGCUUGCCGGCGGACCGCCGCCCUGGCGCGGAGCUGCCAGGCCCACCUCCACGUAGGCCAGAGGCCCCGUGGGGAGCCCGACAACUACAUCUCCGGCCGCUGGUUCGCGUCUCUCGCGGAAGCAGUGCGAUGCAGCCGCCCGGGGGACAUCAUAUCGAUCCAGGCAGGACACCACAUCGUCGAAGAUCCGGUCGUCGUGGCGCACCCGCUGCGCAUUCAGGGCCAGAAGGAGGGAGCGGCGAGGCCUGUGCUCGAGGCGUCGCGCGGGCGGCCCGUGCUGGUCACGCAGUCCACGUGCGUCCUCGAGGACGUCGAGAUUCGCGCGCUGCUCGCGCCGUGCGUCGUCCACCGCAGAGGGAGCCUCACGGCGCGCCGCUGCGUGUUCCGCACGCAAGCGCACGCGCUCGCGCACCUGUGGCGGCCGAUCGCUUCGAAGGCGCACGCCGCGGACGCACCGGCGCGGUGCUACGCCCCCGCGUACCGCCCCGCCGCCGGCAGCGUGGGGGUGUCCCUGGAGGAGUGUUGGCUUGGGGGGGGGUCGCAGGGCGUCGAUCACGCGCCGGGCGGGUGUCUCAAGAACGUGCGCGUCGCGAUGGACGUCGGAGGCGCGUGGCUGUGGCUCCGCGUCGUCCCUGCGCCCGGGCCGGCGCACGGAACGCGCGUCGCACCUCCUUGCGCGGCAGCGUCGACGAGCAUGACCACGGCGCGGGCGGACGUCGUCUGCGGGCGCUGCGUCGCGCUGGAGGCGGAGUGCGCCGGCGGGCCCGACGCGGGCGCGGACACCCGGGCGGGUGGCACCGGCGGCGCGAGCAACGCUCCCGACGCGAUGUGCUGUCGUUGUGGGCGCCCCGCGGCGGGCGGGGCCGGUCCGGCCGAGAGCGUGGGGCUCGGCGAGGGCAGCGGAGCGCCGUGGAUCGCAGUGGGCGGCGCAGGCGCGGCGGAGGGAGAGCCGAGGGGUGGUGUGGGCGCGUCGGCAGCUGGGAGGGGUCGCUUGAGAGGGGGGGGGUCGCAGAGGACGAGGAGGCCGUGGUGGACGACGUUUUCGCGCUGUGUAUGGCGUACGAGCGGCCGCGGAAGCGCGUGGAGACGCGCUGACGCCACGCUGGCGGCGCCAGGUCACCGCCAUUGUGUGACGACUCGAACGCGCGCCCGGCGCCGGCGGGGCUGA
This is a messenger RNA of Pedinophyceae sp. YPF-701, 1212 nucleotides long. Lineage: Eukaryota; Viridiplantae; Chlorophyta; Pedinophyceae. The record is from the annotation of a GenBank genome assembly.